AACCAAAAACAUAAUAAUAUCUCAGUUACCUUCACAAUACAUCAAUUCUCUUCAAAAUCAGAAGUCACAAUGAAGAACUUACUCGGUAGAAAUGAGGUUGGUGUUUCCAUGAGUUCAGCAGUAUACUCAUUUGAAAGGCAGCCAAAAAGACUACUGUCUCUAUCUGCCUGUCAAGACCAUCUUACAUGUGCAACUUCAAAACACUUACCUAAAAUAAAGCAAAGAAAAUCUGUAAUUAGUAAGAUGAACAAACUUGGAGAAAGGAUGGACUGUCUUGCACAAGGGAUCCGUGAGCAUGUGAGCCUUAGUCCGAAGCUAACGGAAACUGUGAAGGGAAAAUUGAGCCUUGGAGCAAAAAUUCUUCAAGUAGGAGGGUUGGAGAAAAUAUUCAAGCAGAACUUUAGUGUUAACGAUGAUGAAAAGCUGUUGAGUGUUUGUCAAUGCUAUUUAUCAACUACAGCUGGUCCAAUAGCAGGCCUCCUCUUCAUCUCUACCGAAAAAAUUGCUUUCCGCAGUGAGAGAUCAAUAAAGUUCUUAUCUCCAACUGGAAAGUUGCUUAGAAUGUAUUAUAAGGUAUCGAUCCCAAUAAGUAAGACAAUGAAAGCAAAAGAGAGUGAAAAUAGAGAAAAGCCAUCACAGAAGUAUAUACAAGUAAUUACAGAGGAUGAUUUUGAGUUCUGGUUCAUGGGAUUCCUUAAUCAUCAAAAGACUCUGAGAUAUCUGCACCAUGCAAUUUCAAGUACUUCAAGCAGCUAACAAGACAAAACUUUUUUUUUCAUUUUGUUUCCUAAUACGCCCAUUCAUCAAUGAAUGUACAGAUCUCUUCAAACAUGUAACUAGCUCCAUUCCUUCAUUGAUGCUUUAGAGUUUUUAGGCUUUGAGUCAUAGCUGUCAACACAAAUGUAUAAACUUAUUGUAACAUUAAUGCAGUCAGAUUCAUCUUUUGGGA
Solanum lycopersicum (tomato) is the source of this 949-nucleotide messenger RNA. Its product is annotated as putative GEM-like protein 8. Lineage: Eukaryota; Viridiplantae; Streptophyta; Magnoliopsida; Solanales; Solanaceae. The record is from RefSeq and is marked validated.